AUGGGGAGUGGUGCCCACGAUUGUGAGGUGGUUGUGUCUGGCAAAUGCUGAGGCUAGAGAGUCAAGUCCAUGAAGUUUAUGCAUACCUUGAAGAUAAACAGUGGAGACCCUGUAAACUACUGCAUCGAUACAUCCAGGCUCCACAUCCUUCUCAGGCAGGGUGUGCUGGUAUCAAAGAAAAGAUCAUGCUGCCUUGAGACCCCCAAGAAGCCCCUGCCAGACCGUGUCAGCACUUUGGAACCCAAAAGGGAGAUCUUGCCCACCGCCCCAAUCUCAGAGCAGAAAGGUGGCAAACCAGAACAGCCAGCCAUGCCUCGGCCAGUUUUUACAGCCCAGGGGGUUUGUUGGCACCUGGAAUGAGAAGCUUGACUACAUCCAGUGGAAGUGUCUUAAUAAGAUGAUAAAAGACCAGUGCUUAAGGUCGAGGAAUGAGUGAAAUGAAUGAAAAGCAAAAGUGGGCAUUUUUCCAGGGUGGCUCAAGUCAGAUGUGGGAGCCUGGAGUCAAAAAAGGUUGAGAGCCACUGUCCGAGUAUGAUACAUCAUAAAUAGCAUUAGCCACCUUGAGCCCUAAGGCAGGAUGUCAUCUUGCUGCUGCAGAUGUGCAGUUCCAGUGUCCCUCCUGCUGUCCAUGACUUUUCCAUACAGCAACAGCAGCCAAUGCCAAGUACAACUGACAGUGCUCUGAUCCGUUUUCUGGCUGGUGUUCAGAACCCCGUGGGGCAGGAAAAUGGUCAAGAGUCAGUCCAAGCUCUGAUACAUUUGCAUAAUGCCUCCUCUGUCAUUACCACUUCGACAUGAUUUCACUUGAUAUAUCACACUAGAACUCUUCCAUGCUUGAUUAAGUCUUGUCUUUUUCCAAGUUCCCUCACAGGGGUGCUAUUGAGAUGCUGAUGGAAAUCCUUUUCAAACUUUAUUAGGACACUUGCAGAGGUUCCUGGUAGUUUUGUGGGUAGGUUAGUGAUUCAGUACAAGGAUUACUGUGCUCUGCAAAACCAGAUUCAGCUUCAUAGCUGUAAGCCAGAGGUGUAACAUGCUAUUUUGAUGUCCUGGGCAGAGGGGAGUUGGGGUGGGCUGGCAGGGGGGAGAUUUGCUGAGCACAGGUGGAUAGGGGCAGAGGGACCAGGCAGAAUCCUACCUGCAGGGCCAUGGACUCAUCCAGGGGCUGUUCUCAGCAUUGGCUUGCCUGGUGGGCGAGCCUGUUACCUCUGGCCUUGCAGGAGCUCCUUUCUCAGCCUCACUCCCACGUCCCUUGUGUGGCUGACAGCUGCUGCAUUUACAGUUGCUGUCAACUUCUAUGUAGGACGUGGCCAGGUGCUAAGCACAUUCCCCAUUCUGGUGCCCCUCUGGCUGCAUUCCAGCACACCUGUUAGGCAGUGUCUGGGGAGCAUUCCCCCAGUUGCCUACCUGGUUAUGCUGCUGCGUGGAGCAAUUGGGUGGCAGCUACUUGGUGCAGGGGGCAGGCAGGGGACCCACCACUUCCGAGCAGCUCCCCCCAUCCCCUGCACCCUCACAGCCCCCCACUCCUGUCCCCUCCACCCCCAGUCCCUACUUAUCUGGGACAUAGCCCAGGUCCAGGUCACGCUUCAGGCUGCACAGGUCCACUUUGCCCUGCAUGGGGAGGCAGCGUGCUGAAGCACCAGGGCAAGGGGCAGCUGUAGAGAUGCUCUGGCCAGCUACCAGAGUGUCUCUUUGGAAGACUCCAGCCUCUGGUUGCUUAAGAGCAUGCUACAGAAGUGUGUCUUGCCCCACUUUUUUCAAUGGGGUUUUUUUUUAUACCUGGAUUUCUAGGUAUCAAAUUUAGAGCACACUGUGCAAAUAUACAGCACAGGGAACAUUUUUUGUUCCCAGCAUGCCUUUUGCAGCAUCUCAAACUACUUUGAGACGCUGCAAGAGGCAGAUACACACUCAUCUGGACUGGUCUAAUUUGUUUCUGAGUUGCGCUGUCAGUCAAUGUUGUUCUUUUAGACUACAGUCAGGAAUCAUUUCAAGGGAGAUGUGUACGUCCUUCUGGUUUUACUGCCAGCCUAAUUAAAAAGGACAGGGUAGUUGAUACCUGUUUUGGUCAGGUUUUGGAGAAGUGGUUCAAGGAAAACUGGUUGUGUCCAGGAAUAAAUGAUGAAUUGAAAUUGCCUUGCAGUACUGCUUGUUCUGAAAAGCAAAGCUGCCAGACAGUGUGUACUUGCUGUCUUUAAAAUGCAAGAGCCAAACAAUAGCUAAAAUGUCAAUCUUAGUUUUGCUCCAACUUCUUUUAUUUUGCAUUUAUGAUUAGGCCAAAGCUCAAGCAGAACAUAACUUUGAACUGUUUAAGGCUAAUGCUCUCAGAGUGCGUACUACAAGGAAAAUGUACGAUCAUCUUCUGUCAUCAGUGCUACAAACAUGUGUAAUUCCAUGCCUGAAAGUUAAAGGGAAGGCUUGUAAAUAAGCACUUAUUCCUGCAAAGUUCCGUUAAGGUUCCUGCAAUGAUACAAAUCACAUUUGACCUUCAGAUGCCAGCUUAGCUGCCAGUGUGGUUUUUGCAUCCAGUCUAGUCCACCAUAGUUUGAGGUUUCUGCACUUACACUGGUUAUUCCUUCACAUGCUGUGACAACAGCAACAUGAGAGGAAAGCUUCUGUGUCUGAAUAUUGAGCCAUUUUCAUUGCCUUCAAAGCAGCCAAAUAAUGCUUUCAUUGAUGCAGUAAUUGAUAUCAAACACAGGAAGUUUAGCUGCAGACUGUUUCCUGGUAGUGAAUAGGCCUCUUGGAAUUCAGGGCAUUGCCAGUCAGAGGCUGAUCAUUUUGCAUUCUGUACUGGAGAAGAGAAGGUACCAUGGUAUGAUGUGAUUGCCAUCUGUGGUCUGCAUUUCAAGUCUUGCAUACAAAAGUCUCUACUGAUGUUUCUCCCUAAAAGUGUGCCUUCUCCCCCACAAUUAUACUUGCAACAGUGAUCAUUUCUCCUUAAGCACCAACAAGGUUUUCUCCAUGGUGGAUGAAUGGGUGAAAACCUUCCCCCAGUAUUACCACUGCCAUCUGGGAUACCUUCCUUUUUACCCUGCACUAACUUAUUGUCUGGCCUCUCUUCAAUUCCUUCUCAAGACCCAUAUAUUACCCUAUUAUGUGACUUGUAAGCCAAGCCUCAUAUGGAAGAGUCAAAUUCUGUUUACUGCUGUUCUAAGAUUCAUGCCCCAUCUUUAUCAGUGUUGAUGCCCCUGCAUGGAUUAUACUAUUAAGAGUCACUUCCUUAGUAGUUUAGGCAAGCAGUAAUAGAAACCAUCAGAAAGUCCCAGUGGUACAGAAUUCCAGCACCUUUUAUGACAGGGCAGGCAAAACUGUUGCCUAGUGGGUCUUUAAUGGUUGCAGAGGAAGUCUUUAAAAUUUUCCCAGAGAGUGUCCUAGAAAGUAAAAACCCUGAAUUUAGUACUUACAUGCAUGAUGACUUACUUCUCUGUUCUGACUCUUGAAUAACAGAGGUUGGCAAUACUGCUGGACACAGGCGUCUUCAGGUUGUCACCUCUAUGAUAUCUUCAGUCCAUAGUUCCUUCUUUUCUGGUGCAAGACACUUAAAUUUCUAUUGAAUGGCAGCUUGGAAAGUGCCAGUGGUGCACUUGCUUUGUUCCAUUUGUGUUUCAGUGCAGGGUGUUCAGUACUUGCAGUACAGAAUAGCAUACUACGCCCCCUUUAUUUUAGAUGGUUAUUCCCCUGCUUCUCCUUGAGAUGAUGCUUAGGGACUUGCCCACCCCUGGAGUUUGAACCUCUAGUUGCCUUUGGUCAUGUGUUGCUGAGUGCUUAGUGCUCUCAGUGAACUGUUCUGGUUUGUAAUCUGGUCAUAUUGUCUUUCCCAUGGAUUUCUUAAGUGGCUCUGCCUGCUGUAUUUUUAUCUCUGAUGACUUAGGAGAAAAAAUAAUUAUUCAGACAUUGCAAGGAGAGAUUAUUGACUCAAUGUCAUCUGGGGUAGCUGAGCCAUGAGGAUGACUUUUAGGAAUAACUGAGAUUUGUGACUGGCCUCGUUGAGUAAGAGGUUGAAGAUGAGAGGGAGGAGAACAUUGUGUGUGUGUUUCUGCACGUGAAUAUGAAAGGUUGUUUGUGAUGCAUCUCAAAACUAAAUGCUCUUCACCAAAAGACUGGCAUGCAAGCUCUUGUAUAAAAAAGCUGUCUCACAGGGAUUAAUUUAUGUCAAUACAGGAUAUGGAAUAUUGUUUGUCCUCUUCUGUCUCUUCCAUGUGAAGUUGUUCAGGCAAAUGUUGAACAUGGCUUUUGAAUUCCCCUGGCAAUACUCCCAGAUUGCUUAGUGUUACUGAAAUAAGAUCUUUUAUACAGUUACUUCUUGUUUUUUCAUGUGAUUCUGAGAAGGUAGGUUUCUUUUCAGUCACUGGAAUCUCUGUCUACAAUGCAGGUGAUUUCAUGGCAGCCCAUGGAAAUUGAUUUGAAUUAUGAUCAGUCUCAGAGUCCUCUGAAUGAUUAGUAUUGUAAAUAGCAAGGCAACAUUCCUGUUGUCUAUAAAGACGCUGUAUCUGUGCAAAAGUCUUUUUUAUUGGGAAGACCUUUGCAGCUCAAAUGUGUUAUUUCUCUUCCAGUUUUGCUCUUUCCUUCUGACAAGCAGAAAUUCGCUCCCUAACAUCCUCCUCUCUUCUCUCUCUUGUCUUGUAGCUCUGUGUUUUUGAAAGCAUCAGGGAGAAAUGGCCCCUUAGCCCUUAUCCCCUUAGCCAGGCAUAGAGAAAAGGUAAGGGGCUUGGGUUGUAGCGUUUAAUGUCUUUCAUGUGAGAGUUCUACCCUUUCCAGUGCUUUGUCAAACAAUGAAAUGUCGUUCUGUACUGGGAUUUAUGGGUCUUGGUCCUCUUUCAUUUUUAGGAUCUCCCUUUCUCUCCCUGGCUUCUCUUUUUGCUUCUGUUGCAAUGGAGCACUUGCCAGCAGCUGGGAGAGAAGGGGUUGGAGGUCUUGUUGAAAGUCAUCAUGAAUUGGCUUCCAAGGCUUUAAACGGGUAGUCAGAACUCUGAGAGUGGUCAUAUUGCCACCAGCCCGCGAUGGAUCGCAGAGUGAGAUAUUAGCAUUCUGCAAUGCCUUUGGGGCUCAGCUGGUGCAUGAUCUUUCCUCUGCAACCAGUCUAUCCCCAGCUCAUUCUUCCAGUUGAGGUGGGCUCUUUGCUUGUUAGGGACUAGUGUUCUCUCCAGGAGAGCUCAGUCCCCUGUGUUUCUGUUGAGAUAGUAAGUGACUUUGCUGAGGCCAUCUUAUUGUUCUGUGUUGGUUUAGUGAAAUGAUCUGUGCUAGUUCCUUGGGCUAUGACAAGGGCUCCCUGGUGUUAUGUUAGGACAAAGAAUGACAACUCAAGGACCAGUUGUGGUAGUGUUUUGCAACUUGGAUGCUCAUCCUCCAGAAGCUAAUUAGAUGUGCAACAAAAACGCUGCACAUGGGUCACUGCUUAACAAAUGGCUUCAGCUUUACAAACUGAAGUGUGAUUUGACCUGUUGACCUGAGAUGAAAGGCUUCUGAUAGAACUGCCAGUCCCUGAACUGUCUCUAUCUUCACUCUUCCUGCCUGUGGCUAAAACAGAACGUACAGGGUCAGAUCAGCCAAGAUACUUUUUCAUUCCAAGGAGUCAUUUGGGAAUCUCUUUCGUUAGUUGUACCUGGGAAGAAAUGAGAGAUCAUAAUUUACAUUACAUACCUACCAGUCCCUGCCACAUAGUGCCUACUGGCUAACUGCUGUGGUACUAAGUGUUACGCAAAUUGCACCAAGUCGAUCUUGACAGGUUUGCAAACUGACAAAGGUCAGUGUGACAAGUUCAUGCCCAGGGAGGCCGCAGAUGGGUGUUGGGCAUGCCUGCCCACCUGGUCAUGACACAUCUUUCCCUUCUCACCUGCCACAACUUUACUGUCUCUCUUAUAUAGAAUGUUUAAUUAUGGGGAAGUGGUACCUGUGUUUCUUUGGCAGUCUUGGUACAGUCAAGUUUGUGUAGAGCUUCUGUGGGGCUCCUCCACUACACCCCACUCCUUUCCACUCAGGUGUUACUGUUGGACCCUGAUGAUGUGUUAGGUUCCUAUUGGGUUCUUUUCUCCUCUAGGUGUUUGGUGAGGUUUGGAUCCUCCAGAAUGGUGCCUGUGUCUCUGUUUCAUGAAUUACAAUAAAACAGGUAACAAAACUUAAAUCGCUCAAGUUCGUUGGCCGGGCAGGGCAGGGAUGCCUUGGCAUUCUGAGCUACCCCCUUCCUGGGAUAUUGACCUCAGUCCUGGGUGCCCUGGGCACCACUUCUGUCCCCUGGGCUCAGCUCCCUGUGCCUGCUGGGUCAGUUGCUCCUAAUCAGUGGGCUCUCCAUGCCUGUUUCUGGCAGGGUAUUGUAUGGCUUAGCCUAACCCAGCGACCUUGCACAGGGCUUGCAUUCUGACUGGCCACUUUCUGGGGCACUUCUAGCCUGUGGACUUCCCUGUUGAUCCUGUGGUGUCAGAGAGCCAUCUUUGUACGACUCCUCCAGCUGUUCUUCUGCCCAGCUUCUCCAUGCUGCCCACUUGCUUCCCUGCCUGAUCUACCCUGUGUGUGGUCCUUGGUGUGGGCAGUGUCCUGGCAGUGUCCGGUGUAGGGUGUUUCUUGGCUCCAAUGGUGGGGGGAACACACGACUCUUCUGGAGUUCUGAUACAUUCCCUCUUCUUUUCUUCUGGCCUGUCCUUUAGCCCUUUUCUCUCGUGCUCCAGGCCAGUCAGCAUUUCAAUUCCAGCAAGUGUGGUGCUGGCCAGCCAUGUUACAGCCCAGUUGCCUGGGUUCAGGCUGAUUCAGAGUACGUGGAAGGGCGGGUCCUCUGGUGGGGGUGGGUGUCUCUCUUCUUCCCUGGAGCUGGGGUUACCACCUGCUGGCUGGUAAGUUGGUGGCUUGGGUGGGGUCCUGUGGGUGGCGUCCUGUCACAGUCAAUUUAAGCCCUUUGUUUUGACUUUGCAAGAAGUUUGUUUCUACAAAAAAAGAGAGCAAUAGAAACAUUCAUAAUAAAUUUUCUUAGGUCAAUAAUAUUAUAGAUUAUUUUUAAGGAGAUAGCACUCUGUGGCACAUUUCAUCCAAAACCUGGAGCUUGUAACUCACAUGAGUAGAAUUUGAAGGUAGGAAGGGAACUUGCCCAGUUUAUCUUUAUUUCGCCAAAUGAGUGAUGUGCACAAAGCAUCAAUAAUGAGAAGUAACUUUAGAUGGUCAAAAGUCUUAGUUUUUAGUUUUAAUGCUUUAAGUCACAUGUUAGUACUGUAGGUCAAGGAAGCUCAUUUUGGAACCUGACAAAGUUAACAAAAUGUCAUAAAGCAGAUGGCUUCCUCUAUGAUUGCAAUGUUCUGUGGACAGUUGAAAAUGAGACAAACAGGGGGAGGUAAGAUCCAAUCUUUCUUUGAAAGGGAAUUGCAUUUACUAAGCCAAGCACUAGGGCUCACCUGAGUGGUGUAGCCUAUAUUAUACAUCACUGGUUGACAGUAAAUGCUGCUUCUUAGACUCUCAGACUCCUUGCAGAUAUGCAAAUGGUAUAGAUAGCUGGUUUUACCUACAGUAGGCCUUUGUUUACCAGCCUUCCCUUUGAAAUUCUGAGCUCCUGGUUUUGAAACAAGCUCUCUAGAUAAUACAAGAUUAUGCUAAAUUAUUAUUGUCCUUUUGAAUUUAGAUCUGGGUUUCCUUACAUUGGACCUGCUUGCACAGGACCAGGGAGAUUUUUUUUCAGGGCCUUUGGUGUUUCUGUAAGGGAGGAGAAAAUUUCUGGUCUUGUGGCUGCCUUUCUUAGUAUCAUGUACUUUAUUUUCAUGAUUGAUGGUAACGCUCUAUAAUUGGGAAGCUUUUGAGCAAAUGACAUCUUUUCUUUCUCAUUCAUUCCCAUGAUGUCUGAUGAUUUGGUCAGUAUUUACCAAACAGCUGUGCAUUGUAAUGGAUGGUAUUAAAGGACAAAGAGAUCUGACUUCUGAUCUAAGACUGUUGUUUCACCUUCAGAAUAGCAGAAAGGGAACUGCCCGUGGGAGGAUCUGACCAAGGGGUGAGCAGUGUCCUAUUACAGCUGAGUUGCAUCAGUUUGUCUCCUGACUUCCAAAUGGGGCCUAUUAAAUAAGGGUGGGAGUAGCCCCUGCCCAGAGCUAAGGUUUGUAUAGCACCCUGAAGCACUGUCUGUUCUUGGGAAAAUGCUCUGUUUAAGAACAAUUCCACUUCAGCAAACAUUCAAGUGGAUUUUUUUCCCCUUACUUUUCUCCCAUGCUAUGAGAGCAGUUUUGUCUUUGAGGCGUUCAUCCAGUCUUGUGGCUUGCUCAGUUCUAUUGGCAGCCUUACCUUCUAGGGUUGAUAUUGAAACAAUGGAGAUGGGAAGGUAUAUGAGACGAUGUACCCUGCUGCUUGAUACCCAUGUAUUCAUAACUUUGUUCUACUGUCAACAUAAGCCAUGUGUUUCACAAUCUCCAUAGUCAACCCCUGGUUGGCUGUGUUCAUUUGUUUAUUUUCCUCUAACUGCAUGGCAAUGCCCUGUCCCUCAACUUCUGUGGCAGUUGCUAUCACUGGGCACAUCUACAUGUGCCUUAAGGAACUUUUUCUAAUGCACAUUAAAUUUAGUACCUCUAAUGUGAGGUACUAAAUAAAUGCUCAUUAAGCUGCCUUAAUGUGCAGUAACGUGUGCGCACAGUUUUUAAGUGACACAAUAUACAAUAUUGGAAACUCAAAACUAGGUAGCAAGCUAGAUUAAUAAUGUCACACAAGUGAGAAUUGCAAUUAUGAUAAUAUGCAAGUCCUUCAGCAGGAAGGGCACAGACCUACAAUAUUCCAUAUAGUGUCUGUAGUAUCUUUGUGUGACUAAAUAAUGGGAAGACUGGAAGAGUGUUUUUAGAUAGGACGUGGGUGGUGAGGGUGGAUAUAAGCUGCGGUCAAAGAACAGUUCCAGGUACUACCACACUAUACAGAAAGUGGCAAAGAGGCUAGUGGAAAAGAAGGAAACACUGGGGAUACUGAGGGUUAUGGAUUGGGAAGAGUGAAGGGGUGGACAAUAGGAGCAGAGUAAGUUAGGAGCCCAAUUUUGCCAAAGGUCGGUUGAAGAGAAAAACAAAACAAUAUACCCACAGGGACACAUCCCCUUUAUCAGAGGUGUCAAGCUUAUAGCCCAUGAGCUGGAUCCGGCCCAUGGAACCAUUCCACCCAGCCCACUGUGGGCUACUGAAAUGCAGUGGAGCAGAAUCUGGGAUCCCUGGAUCCCAAUGGACAUAACUAGCAAUAGCAGCCUCCCCGCUCCGUGCUACUGUCUGAAUGCAGCUCUGUACAUCCACACAUCCCUGGUUCUCUGCCACUGCCCAGCCAGAGCUCCCUGGUUCUCUGCCAGUGCCCAGCCAGGCAGGCAGUGUGGAGACCAGCCCUACAGGUAAGUGUAUAGGGGGAAGGGGAAUGGGGGGAGCAGUCGAGGCCCCCACGAUGAGAGAGCAAGUAGGGCAGAGGCAGGGGCUGGGGGCGCUGGCCAGCCAGGGCAGUGCAUGGGACCCAAGCCUGCAUCUGCCUUCACCCCGCUUAGCUCUGCUCUGCUCUGGCUGGGGGCCCAGGAGCAGGGACAUGUGUCACCCCACCACCAGCCUGGCUGGGUCCACCCAACCUCCCCCGUGGGGCAUGGAGGCCCACCCUGCCCUUGGCAGCGGCAGCACCAGGAGAAGAAGAGGCCCCUCCCCCCGCUGGAGCCCAAGGCCCCAAUAAAUACUCUGUACAGGAGGGAUCGCAUAGAUAAAAGGGGUGGGGGUGUAGCUCUCUAUGUUAAGGAAAGCUACACGUCCCUGCAAGCCGAUAUUGGUGACCAGGGUGGACGACUGGAGACCCUCUGGGUUAAAAUCCGUGGGGAACACGGCACAGGGGACACAAUGGUGGGAGUCUACUACAGACCUCCCACCCAAAGUCCUGAGCUUGACCAGGAGUUUGCCCGGGAACUGGCUGAGGCAGCUUGCUCCAGGACCAUGGUUGUCAUGGGUGACUUCAAUUACCCAGACAUCUCGUGGGAGGAUCACUCAGCAAAAUCUGAGCAGUCACAAAGAUUCCUAUCAUGCGUGGAUGACCUCUACCUGACUCAAGAAGUCUAUGGGCCAACGAGAGGCAAAGCGCUGCUCGACCUGGUGCUGGCUACUGGGGAUGACCUAGUCGGCAACCUAGUGAUCGAUGGGAAGCUGGGUGACAGCGACCACGAGCUGAUCACCUUCACCAUCCGCCGAAAAGCUGGCAAGUCAGUCAGCAACACGGAAGUCCUUGACUUCAGAAAAGCUGACUUUGACAAGCUCAGGAGGCUUGUCAGUGAGGCCCUAAAGGACCAUGACCACAGGGAGAGGGGAGUUCAAGAAGAGUGGUUGCUCCUCAAGGGAGCGAUCCUCAAUGUACAAACUAAGUCUAUUCCAUCUUGGAGGAAAGGCAGCAAGAGGGCACAGCAGCCCCCCUGGCUCUCCAGGGACCUAGUAGACCUCCUCAGGCUAAAAAGAAAGGCCUACAAAGGAUGGAGGAUGGGAGUCACCUCCAAGGAGGAUUAUUCUGCACUGGUCCGGUCCUGUAGGGAGCAGACCAGGAAAGCCAAGGCUGCAACUGAACUCCAACUAGCUUUGAGCAUCAAGGACAAUAAAAAGUCCUUUUUCAGAUAUGUGGGGAGCCGGAGGAAAAGCAGGGGCAACAUUGGACUCCUGCUGAACCAGAUGGGGCAACUGACAACUGACGCCCAGGAAAAAGCAACCUAUUAAAUAGGUACUUUGCGUCGGUCUUUCAUCAGUCCCUACGGGACAGGGAAGUCCGGGUGAGGGUGAUCCCCUGCCCUCCAUUAAUGCUGACUUCGUGAAGGAACAUCUUAAGAAGCUGGAUACCUUCAAGUCAGCCGGCCCUGACAAUCUUCACCCCAGGGUACUCAAGGAGCUGGCGAGCAGCAUAGCCCAGCCUCUAGCACGGAUCUUUGAAAACUCUUGGCGCUCUGGUGUAGUGCCCGAAGACUGGAAGAAGGCCAAUGUGGUGCCUGUCUUCAAGAAAGGGAGGAAAGUGGAUCUGGCUAACUAUAGUCCCAUUAGCCUGACUUCUAUCCCGGGGAAGAUCUUAGAAAAGUUUAUUAAAGAGGCCAUCCUUAAUGGACUGGCCGACGCCAACAUCUUAAGGGAUAGCCAGCACGGGUUUGUUGCGGGUAGGUCUUGCUUGACCAAUCUCAUUUCCUUCUACGACCAGGUGACCUAUCACCUGGACAAGGGAGAAGAGAUUGAUGUCAUAUAUCUUGACUUCAAAAAAGCCUUCGAUCUGGUGUCCCAUGAUCACCUCUUGGUGAAACUGGCCAAUUGUCGCCUUGGGUCCUCCACGAUCCACUGGCUGGAAAAUUGGCUUCGUGGUUGGACCCAGAGGGUAGUAAUUGAUGGAAGUCACUCAUCAUGGUGCCCUGUGACCAGUGGAGUCCCUCAAGGCUCUGUCCUUGGACCCAUAUUGUUCAACAUCUUCAUUAAUGAUGUGGACACUGGAGUCAGAAGCGGACUGGCCAAGUUCGCCGAUGACACCAGACUUUGGGGCAAAGCAUCCACACCAGAAGACAGGGGGGUGAUCCAGGCUGACCUGGACAGGCUCAGCAAGUGGGCGGAUGAGAAUCUGAUAAUGUUCAACGCCGAUAAAUGCAAGGUUCUCCACCUUGGGAAGAAAAACCUGCAGCAUCCUUAUAGGCUCGGCAGUGUUAUGUUGGCUAGCACUAUGGAAGAAAGAGACUUGGGGGUCAUCAUUGACCACAAGAUGAACAUGAGCCUGCAAUGUGAUGCUGCGGCUAGUAAAGCGACCAAAACGCUGGCUUGCAUCCAUAGAUGCUUCUCAAGCAAAUCCUGGGACGUCAUUCUCCCCUUGUACUCAGCCUUGGUGAGGCUGCAGCUGGAGUACUGCAUCCAGUUUUGGGCUUCACAAUUCAAAAAGGAUGUGGAGAAGCUUGAGAGAGUGCAGAGAAGAGCCACGCGCAUGAUCAGAGGUCAGGGAAGCAGACACUACGAUGACAGGCUGAGAGCCCUGGGGCUCUUUAGCCUGGAAAAGCGCAGGCUCAGGGGUGAUCUGAUGGUCACCUAUAAGUUUAUCAGGGGUGACCAUCAGUAUCUGGGGAAACGUUUGUUUACCAGAUCGCCCCUAGGGAUGACGACUAGGUCGAACGGUCAUAAACUACUACAAGACCGUUUCAGACUGGACAUAAGGAAGAAUUUCUUUACUGUCCGAGCCCCCAAGGUCUGGAGCAGCCUGCCACCGGAGGUGGUUCAAGCGCCUACAUUGAACACCUUCAAGAUGAAACUGGAUGCUUAUCUUGCUGGGAUCCUGUGACCCCAGCUGACUUCCUGCCCUUUGGGCAGGGGGCUGGACUCGAUGAUCUUCCGAGGUCCCUUCCAGCCCUAAUGUCUAUGAAAUCUAUGAAAUCUUAAUCUACCACUGUACUUGUUUUCGGUUAUGCAGCUGCUCAAAUUUUUCCAGACUACUCUGCUUAAUGUCAGGCAAAAAAGCAUUACAUUUUCUCAUUGUCUCCUGAUUCCACAGCUCCUUGUUCUUUGUUUGAGGCGGCAAGUCAUUCACUGCUACUUCCAUCUCUUCUGAUGUGUGUAAUAUUUGUUGGGUGCUGCAACUCUUGACACCAGCCCACCUUGGCAAGCACUGUUUAGAGCUCAGCUUUUCCUACUCUGUUGCUAUGCCCUGGUGCAUACGUGGCUUGGAGGUUUUUUCCUUUGUAUUGUCCACAUGAUUCCAUUAGGUUUUUACUGUUGCAAUAAAAAUGGGCGAACUUUAAAACUAAACUGCUCCUCAUUAUGACUCUAAUUUUAAAUAUGAGGGCACUUCAGACCUGCUCUACUGCCUAAGGAUAUUUGAUCCAGUAACUACUGGUACUGAUUACAGAUGUGUCAGAACUUUAUCCUUUAUGUUCCCUGACAAAAUCAUUUUUGGCUUCUUCAUAAUGUGACACUCAUCCUGGAGAUGGAUGUCUGUGUGGUCAUGGGGUAGAGGCCAGAUAUGGAGGGUGAGGAAGGAAGAUAUGGGAAAGACAAACUAAAUUCUGUCAGGACAGUUUAUAUUAAUUAUCAAGAAAUUGCUGAGUGACUUAAUGUAUUAGCAAACAGCUUUCAACUUGGCUUCAUCCCCAUUUGAUGGUCUGCAUCUCAAAGCCACUGCACGUGAUUUGGCAUAAAUAGCAGCUGUUGAGAUCACAUCAGAAAGGUCUACAGCUGGAGUUGGCAGUGCUGUAGCAGUACCUUUUGAACUCUGUAGUGAUGCUUCCAUGUAGUUUAUCUGCAGAUGCCCUAUAGUCCUAUAAAUGCUUCGUGUAUGUGAGCAAUUUCCCUUAAACUCAAUGGGAUGACUCUCAUAACAUCUCUCGCAUGCUAUGUUUGCAGGAUUUACGCGCAACUCACAAACAGCCCAUAUAGCUCGAGGAAUCAUGCAAAAUUUAACUAUACUGCAGACACUUAAAUUACCCUUAAUUAAAAAAACCCCAAACCCUUAAAUUUAAAAAAAAGCAAUCCUUGGUCUUUAAUAGCUGGUGCUUCUGACCCACUGGUUGGGUGUGCACAACUGUGUGGGCACAAGUUCUAAGUCUCUUAGUUAAUAAACUCAUUUUCUGUUCAGCCUUCUUUAAACACUAAAGGUACAAAGACAGUUUUUUCUUUGAUGUUAAAACUUUUUAACUACAAACAAAUGAAGGUCAUUCAAGAGGGAAAUGCCUGUUCUUUUUAAGAGAAAGAUCUUGCUAAUAUUUGCCAAAUACAUAUUUUUGAUAAUUUGAAACUGGGGACCAUCAGGAAAUAAAAAACCCUUUGUAUCUUUUUUUUGGAAUGUGAAGGUUUAAAUAUCAAUAUUUAAAAUGUAUUUUGAACACUUUUUGAUUGUAAGAAAUUAAAUCAAUAUUGAAAGUCGUGCUUGACAUAGUUUUGCCAGGGCAUUUUGCUACAUAGAAAGAAGUUAUCAUUAACAGUAUUUAGUUUGGGGUUGGCUUAAAGGAAAGCAGACAGUGCUCAUCAGAAAGGGCAGCUCUUUAAAGCUAAGUACAUACAGUCAAAAAAGCCUGAGGCUGAAUCAUUUCAAUCUUUUCAGGCUAGUCUAAGCUGCUUCAUUUGAAUCUAUAAGCAAGUGAACAGACAUUCACUUUUGAUUCCAGAAAUGCAGCCACAGGACUGCAGUGGUCCAGGCCAGAAGUCAGGAAACACUAGCACACACCUCCCUGCUUGGCUGGAGCAGAUAGCUUGGGCCAAGGCUAGUCUGCCUACUCUGUGAGAGGGGUUUGCAGGGGAGAUGCAAAGCAUCCUGGGAUGCUGGAGGACUGUGCAUUAACAUGAAUCUGGAGGGGAUCUGGGACAGUAGUUCCAUAAACUAAUUUAACUUAAAUCAGUUAAGUCUGCUACUACAUCUAGGUUUGUGUUAAACUGUUUUUGGCGUUUUGAAAGUGGUUUAGAUGUAUGGAACUUCUGUUGUGUUACAGAUUUGAACUGGUUUCUGAUCACUUAUAAUGGUUUAUGUUUAAUUUCUGUCCCUAGCCUAAAAGAGCUACAAGUUUUUGUAUAAGUCACUUUUGCAGAGAUUAAAUGCUAAAAUAUAUAUAAAAGUCAAGGGUGCCAAUGUCAUCCUGAACUUAAAUAGCUCAGGUCCUGAUCUAUGGUCCUAGUAGUAGCUGAACCCUUUACAGCACUGGUUUCCAUUGGGAAGAGGCUCUAGUCAUGCAGAUCCAGGACUGGGACCUGUUAUCUGCACAGUGUCUGACUAAAUGAUGCUGAUUUUGGUUUAUGCAACAGUGAGAAAACUAGAGUAUUCCCCUAUCUCUGCUGUGUAUGGAACCUAGUCAGCACUGUCCUAUCUCUUCUACUUCCUAUGAGCCUGCACUUGUAGCUCCCUAUCAUUUUCAGGGAAGUUUAUGCCAAAAAAAUUGGCAAGGCUCUUUUGGCAUGAAAUAGAAUUCUGCCCGCACACUUUAAGAACAAGUUUCUUUUUUGCUCAGUGAGUGCAUGCAUACUGAAGAUAGUAAUCUCAUUAGCUACAUGUGCAAUAAGAGCAGGUCAGAGCAGACUCAAUUCAUUGAGCUUGUUGGAAUAUGUCCAUUACCAUGUUCCAGCAGCCUUGGCAUCUCAUGUGUUCAGCUUCCCAGCACUUCUAAAUGGUGGCAGGGGUGCUUUAACUAAAGGGCAUUGAAUGAGCUUUAGUUAAAGCACCCCCCGCUGCCUUUUUGAAGCACAGGGCACUGAACACGAGUGGCUGCAGGCGCUUUAGUUAGAGUGGCUCCUGAGGGCACCCUCCCCCCCACCCCGCCACCUGGAGAACAUGUAGGGACACCCUAGGUGUUCAAACUAUAUAUUAUAUUUAUGACUCUUUUGGGUAAAACAAAAAUAAAAAUAAAACACAUUUAUAGAAACUUGGCUUAUUCUUCAUACUCUGGUCAAUCUCCCAUUAUUUUGCCUAUCAUUUGAAACCAAUGAAAGCUAUGAAGAUUUGUCUUUGUAUAUCAUCUGCUAGCUAAUUCACACAGAUUGGAGUGGGUUUUAUCAAGCAAACUUAAUAGUUGUGCUUUUUUCCGUAAAUGUUGUGGAAUAUGAAUUUGUAUCCUUGACUUGAGUUGCUGGUAUGUUUCUGUUCUCCUUUUUCAUAUAUCUCUGUAUACACAUAUUCUGUGCAUUGUUUACUACAAAACUAGUAUUGAUGAAAACACUUUGAGGUAAAAAAAUCAUUGUAAUGCUCGUUAACUAUUAGUGUGCAUAUUUGUUACAACACUGUUUCUUUACCUCAGUUAAUUUAAAGGAAUGGAAAAAAAUGUAUUAAAAGAUUACUUAUUUAUCUAGAA
Alligator mississippiensis (American alligator) is the source of this 15733-nucleotide messenger RNA. Its product is annotated as small ribosomal subunit protein uS3-like. The transcript has a single exon. NCBI's taxonomy places the organism in Eukaryota, Metazoa, Chordata, Crocodylia, Alligatoridae. The record is from RefSeq and is a predicted model, not a curated record.